Molecule: messenger RNA, 2793 nt
Organism: Aspergillus tanneri
Lineage: Eukaryota; Fungi; Ascomycota; Eurotiomycetes; Eurotiales; Aspergillaceae
Product: putative alpha,alpha-trehalose phosphate synthase subunit TPS3
Exons: 4
Coding region: 1-2793 (930 amino acids)
Biological process (GO): trehalose biosynthetic process
Cellular component (GO): alpha,alpha-trehalose-phosphate synthase complex (UDP-forming); cytosol
Molecular function (GO): catalytic activity
Source: RefSeq, a predicted model, not a curated record
AUGACGAUAUAUAUCGCCUCACUAUUUCUCCCGUACACCGUCAAUUUUCAUCUCCAGGAGUCGCAAGAUCCCCCACUCCGUACCACAGGUUCUGCAUCUUCCAAGGCCCCCGUGGAUACCGUAUCUGCAACCCCCAAUGCGGCCAUCAGCUUGUUUGAACAACAAAAUAAUUCCCGGAAAAUUGGCCUCACCCCCGGAGCUACAACCGAGCACGAACGCAUCUUUUCGUCGAAUCUCAUUCAGGUCGAACAGGAGCAUACCGGGUCCCUGUUUCCGUCACAGGUAGAGGAUACAAAUCUUCUGACGGAGAGUGAAGCCCACUCGCCUGCGUGGGGCUCAACAUUGUCUCUAAAUCAGCCCAGGCCGCGAGCCGUAAGUCCGCCAUCACCGUCAAUUCUCAAACACCAGGAGCCUAUCAUUCCGCUGGCGGAACUCCCCCGCGAGAGGACCCCCAACGAACUACACCCGCCAACUCCUCAUCCCAUCGACACCCCUAGACAAUGCAGAGAAUCGGUCCAGAAGCAUUCCUUUUCCGGUGCACGCUGGACCAUUGAAACGGCCGAGCAGGGCAAUGGCGGAUUGCGCAAUGCAGUACGCUCGGCGACGGAUGCCGGACAGCUAGAGGACCAAGUUUGGGUAGGCACGCUGGGCAUGCCUACCGAUGCAUUAACCCACUACACAAAAGCAGCAAUCGCCAAGACGCUGGAAGACCAAUAUGGAUCGUUGACCGUCUUCGUUAGCGACGGUGACUUUGAUGGCCAUUACACCCAUUUUUGCAAAACCAUUCUCUGGCCGGUAUUCCACUACCAAAUUCCUGAUAAUCCCAAGAGCAAGGCAUAUGAGGAUCAUUCCUGGAUCUACUACGUGAAAACCAACCAGGCAUUUGCCGAGCAGAUCGCACGGAACUGGAAGCGUGGGGACUCAAUAUGGGUCCAGGACUACCACUUACUGUUGGUUCCUGCCAUGCUGCGGAAACUACUUCCAGAUGCCCAGAUCGGCUUCUUUCUUCACAUUGCCUUUCCGUCGUCGGAAGUGUUCCGAUGCCUGGCGCCCCGCAAGGAACUCCUGGAGGGUAUACUGGGCGCAAAUCUAGUGGGCUUCCAGACGGACGAGUAUUGCCGCCAUUUCCUCCAAACAUGUAGUCGCAUUCUCUGUGUGGAAGCCACCAAUGACGGUGUCCAGUUGGAGGACAGAUUUGUCAAUGUGAACAAAUUCCCUAUCGGUAUUGAUCCAACAUCUUGGGAUAGGCGCCGUCAAGCUACCGAUGUUGAACAUUGGAUCAAAACCAUCUCGGAACGAUAUGAGGGGAAACGGCUCAUCGUAUCUCGCGACAAGAUUGACCAAGUCCGGGGGAUCCGGCAAAAACUUUUAAGUUACGAGCUCUUUCUUAAUUCAUAUCCCGAGUGGAGGGACCAGGUCGUAUUGAUUCAGGUGGCCACCAGUACAACCGAGCAGCCAGAGCUAGAAGCAACUAUUUCAGAAAUUGCCAUGCGAAUCAAUUCCACCCACUCAACGCUUGCUCACCAGCCUCUUGUCUUCCUAAAGCAAGACCUAGCCUUCCCGCAGUAUCUUGCGUUGAUCUCUGUUGCAGAUGCACUCAUGAUUACAAGCCUGCGUGAGGGCAUGAACCUAACGAGUCAUGAGUUUGUUUACUGCCAGGAUGGCAAGUAUGGUACAAAGAAAUACGGUUCUCUAAUUCUAAGUGAGUUCACGGGCAGCGCAUCAGUGUUCGGCAAUCACGCUCUUCUGGUCAACCCCUGGAAUUAUAGACAGUGUGCUGAAGCGAUUCACAUAGCUCUCUCCAGGAGUGAAGAAGAGCGGCAGCAGGUGUGGAUGCAGGUACACCGGGCAGUGCUGGAAAAUUCUACAGCGAACUGGGUUAAAUCUUUCAGCGAGACUUUGAACCGUGUCUGGAAUGAGCAGUCGUCCCGCGAAAUCAUGGCCGUUCCACGGCUCUCAAUUAAUAAGCUUGAAGAGGCAUAUCGGCUGUCCUCGCGUCGGCUUAUCAUUGUGGAUUACGAAGGUACUCUGGCUUCUUGGGGUUCCCCGAAAAGCAUCAUCGUUACCACACCCCAGCGGGCAAUUACCACACUGACGGAUCUGACCGACGACCCCAAGAAUGUGGUUUUCGUCAUGAGCUCCAGGAUGCCGGAGGAGAUGGAGCGGCUGUUUCGGAUGGUUGCGGGCCUCGGUCUCAUCGCCGAGAAUGGCUGCUUUGUGCGUGAGCCGGGGACAGAGGAAUGGUUCAAGUUAACUAACAAGGCACGGACCGAUGCGUGGAAGGAGGCGGUCCAUCAGAUCCUUGGCUACUACCAGGAACGAGCGGAGGGCAGUUGGAUCGAGCAGCGCCACUGUUCCCUUAUGUUCCACUAUGGUUCGGCAGAAGACCAGAUAGCUGCUUCCCGGCUGGCAUCAGACUGUGCUGGUCACAUCAAUGACUCUUGCGCCAGUCAAGGGGCUCAUGCUGUCCUGGUCAACGGAGCGCUAGUGGUGGAACCGGCUGAUACAAAUAAGGCCUCGGCAGCAGCCAUGGCCUGGCGACACUACUUGGAGCGGAGUGAACAGGAGACGACGAUCGAGCGACCAGACUUCCUCCUUGCCAUUGGGGAUGGCCGAGAUGACGAGCCUGUGUUCCGGUGGGCUAAUAAACUCGAAAGCGCCAAUGCGGUGAAAUAUGCCAUGACAGUCACCUUGGGAUCUCGGAGUACGGAGGCCAAGGCAACAUUAACACAGGGAGUGAUUGGCGUGCUUUCCUGCCUGGAAAAGUUGGCCACUACAUCCAGUGGAGCGUAA